This is a messenger RNA of Penaeus chinensis, 2353 nucleotides long. It is a transcript of the gene alc, whose product is annotated as 5'-AMP-activated protein kinase subunit beta-1-like. Gene Ontology annotation, cellular component: nucleus; nucleotide-activated protein kinase complex; cytoplasm. Gene Ontology annotation, molecular function: protein kinase binding. NCBI's taxonomy places the organism in Eukaryota, Metazoa, Arthropoda, Malacostraca, Decapoda, Penaeidae. The coding region runs from base 142 to 1014 and encodes 290 amino acids. Gene Ontology annotation, biological process: signal transduction. The record is from RefSeq and is a predicted model, not a curated record. The transcript is spliced from 6 exons.
UCGCUCGCCGAAUUGGGGCAGCCUAUGCGAACGCUGGCGACUCCUCCUGAAACCAAAACAAUCCAGAUCCUCCGUCGUCAGCUCCCCGAUCCACCCUGAAGGUCAUCCUGUGUUUGGAAACUGUCAUUGUAGGUUUAAAAUAUGGGUAACCACGCUUCCAUAGGUGAACGAAGAGAUCGUCAUAAAUCAGGAGACCAAUUUACUCCUUAUUCUCCUGGAAGAAUAGAUGGCCAGGCAUUUACAUUUGAUAAACAUAAGGCCAACAAACUACACCAACAGCCAUCAGAGGAGGAGCAGGAACCUGUUGUAUUGAAAAAAUCAACCUCUGAUGGCAAAGACAGUGAAGAGCAAGUACCUAUUAGACCUCGGGCUGUUAUUACACAGGGAAAUAAGAAAAUGUUACCCUUUGUGAUUAAGUGGAGUGGAGGAGGCCAAGCUGUAGCCAUUGCUGGCACAUUUAAUCAAUGGCAGAGUAUUCCUAUGGUGAAAAGUGAAAAAGACUUUGUUGCCAUUGUGGACCUGCCAGAAGGACAUCAUGAAUAUAAAUUUCUUGUUGAUGGUGAAUGGAAGUACAAUGAAAAUGAAGCUGCUUGUGAUAAUAACAUUGGCUCAUUGAACAAUAUUAUCACUAUCAAGGAGAGUGAUUUUGAAGAAUUUGAAAAUGCACUUCUCCGAGAUCCAAAUGAUAAGAAUGACAAAACUUAUGGUGUUCAGGCUCUGAACAAAGAAAAGGGGGAAGUCGAAAAGAAGGAUGAAUACAGUCAGGAUAUCCCUGAGUACCACACGUGGGAGAAGGUUCGAGGACCCCCUGUCUUACCCCCACACCUUCUGCAGGUCAUACUCAAUAAGGAUACACCAAUCUCGUGUGAACCAACACUACUUCCUGAACCUAACCAUGUAAUGCUCAACCACAUGUAUGCUCUGAGCAUCCGUGAUGGCAUGAUGGUUCUUUCAACAUCAAUUCGUUUCCGCAAGAAGUGUGUAACCACUCUCAUCUACAGACCUAUUGAGUAAUCAUCAACCUUGCAAAGCUGAAUAUUUGUUCACACAUUCUGAAUUUCCCAAGGAAACAUAUUCUUAUAGUUGCUAAGAUUAUACUCAUAAAUUUGAAGCACAAAUAUUUUCUGAACUGAUUUUUUGUUUUAACAUUUUAAUAUACUGAAUCACUGACACAGGGACUGGCAGAAGGCAAGCAAUGCUUACCUGAGCAGGAAUGUAAAUCUUACUGAAAUGUUUUUCCAAGAAAAUGUAUAGAAUAUGAGUAGAUUAAUGCACCUUUUUCUUCUUACUCUGUAAUAGAUUGAUCAGUCAUAACUACAUAGAUUUUCUAGUAAGAAUUUACACCAGUUGUUUGACUUCUUGAAUAUAGGUUUAUGUAAUUUAAUGUAAUUUCAAGAAAUAAAUGACUAAUGAAUUUGGAACAUGAAAAUAGAUUUAUGGAAUAUAUGACUAAUGUAUUUAGAAAUUUAAGUUAACAAAGUAACUACACCAGUUGAAGGUGAUAUAAAAAAUUAUAUUGUUCAAUUUGUUCAUAUUCUGAAUAAAUGAUAUGAUAGAACUUUCCCAUGUAUAGUAAUAUCAGUAACCUAUUUGUAUUUGUUGAUAUUUGCACCCUAAAUUGAUUUUAUGUUGUGUUAAACAUUGUAUAUUUAUUUUACUUAGUAGAGACAGGUCAGAUCUUUUAAUUAGAAUAAUUAUUUUUCUUUUGUAUCACCAAACAAUCAUCAUUUUAAGAAUAAUAUUAUUUAAAAAUAAAGUGUAACCUAUGUAUUAACAAAAUAAUAGUUCAUGGUGAAAUAUAAAAUAUAGAAACAAACAACUAAAUGGAAAUUUUAGGAAUUGCAGUCUGUACUAAGUGAUUUCCUUAUAGAUCACUAUAAUGUAGAUAUAACUUGCCUAUUUUGAAUACAUUUACAUCUUCAGUCUUGUUUCAAUAUAAAGACACCUAAAACCUAGAGAACUAAAAUAUCAACACACCUAACAGCUAAAAUAUCAUAUCACGAAAAUAAUAAUCUUUUUUAGAUUAACCCAAUGCCGCUGGGUGGUUUCCCAAUACGAAAGCCCUCUCUCCCGGGUUGUAUUCACAAUGGCCCGGGCCCCGCUGCCAGGGAUCGUGUCGUCACGAUAGCAUGCAUGGUAUGACCAUACAUGCACCCAGAAUAUAGUCCAGUCAUGCCAUGGCAUAUACAUACAUGCCUCCUGGCAGCAAUGGGUUAAAAGAUAUGUACAGAAAUUUUAAAGCAGUAUUCUUGAUAUAUAUGUAUGUACACACACACACACACACACACACACACACACACACACACACACACACACACACACACACACACACACACACACACACACACACACA